UUCUUAAGUUUAGUAAAAUCUCAUUUGUAUUAAAACCAACCUGUUUUCAGUUUGUCUAUUUGCAGUUUCAAUGAGUUGCUUUAAGUCAUUCCCGACCUACCUAUCCUCCCAAACUGCUGGUUCAAGUUCCAAUUGGGACCUCUUUGUGUAGAGUUUGAGGGUGCACCGAGAGUCUACAAAAAUAUCUCUUUGCUUCAAACCUGUUGUUUUUAAUAACUGUUAACAUUUGAUUAAGGCUAUUAAAACACACAGUCCACUUAAAAUAUGUUUUUACUACAAUAAAAAAGGUUUGGACUAAGUUGAACUACAUUUUUAGAACCUUUAAAAACCAUUAUGUGCCGCUCUCAUUGUUUUAAAAUAUUUUUCCACCUUGAGUUCAAUUUACAUUGUUCCAGGAAGUUAAAUGUGAAUUAAGUUAGGGUUGAUGUUAUGUAACAUAGGUGUGAGAGUGCUGUUUGAUUUUAUUUUAUUCAUGAAACAUACAUUUUUAGCUACUUAAAUCUCCGUCAACUUUGUCUGUUACUAAUUUAGAUAUAUUCUCUCUUGUAUCUGGCCAUUGAAAAUCAAAUUUAAUUAAUGUUAUUUAUAUUCCUAGAUACCCAAAGUAGAAGAUGAUCUAAUGCUACCUUUAAACAUUGAAGCCCUCAUGGAGAUAAACCAUUCACAUCUUCUGGACCUCAAGGCUUUUGAGAGGGAUAGAGACAUGAGCUACAUAGUUGUGGAAUACUGCCAUGGAGGGAGUCUUGCUGCAAAGAUCAGAAAAGAAUGCUUGAACCCUCCAGAUGAAGCAAAGAUUCUGAACUGCUUUGUUGAGAUCAUCAUGGCUCUGAAAGCCCUUCAUGAGAAAGGUUGCCUUCACAAAGAUCUCACACCAGAGAACAUAUUCUUAAACCAGUUUGAAAUCACAAGAGUGGGUGGAUUUGGAACAAUCAGUGAAAGUGACAUCUGGUCUGCUGGAUGCAUACUCUUUGAGCUUUGUGAAAAAAGACCAGCGUUCUCUGCAGAUAAUCCACUCAACCUGAUCCCAAAAAUAAUAGGUGGUCCUAGUCCGGUUCUCCCAGAGAUGUUCUCAUCAGAUCUUUGUAAACUUCUGAGUGAAAUGCUGGAAAAACGCCCUGAAAAGAGACCAACAGCCAGUGAAAUCCUUGCACGUCCUUUUCUUCGAGCUUGUCUUAUUAAAAAGUGUGAAUUAACAGUGGAGCAGCUCAAGAACAUACUAAACACCCUGAGGGAUCUGGCUGAUGGUUUGGAGAAAGUUCAUACAGGGACCAGCAUCGGCAGCCUGACUGGAGGAGUCAUUGGAGUAGUGGGAGGAAUCACAUCAGUUAUUGGGCUCAUACUGUCCCCAUUCACUUUGGGAGCUUCUCUCAUUGUUACUGGUGUAGGUGUAGGGGUCGGUGCAGCUGGUGGAAUUACUGCUGGUGCCUCAAACAUCACUAAAAUGGUCAAACAGACUUCUCAGCGUGAAAAAGUCGACUCUAUCAUCAGAGAAUUUGAUCAGAAAACGAAGGCAGUUGUCACCUGGCUCCAGGAGAUGUUAAAUACCACAGAUUGUGAAUACGAACACACAUUAAAGAAAAAUGAUUUUAAUAAUCAAAACCUAAAGAAAAGUGGUGGUAGAGCAGUAAAAACCGUAGCUGUUGCUACGGAGGCGGUUCGACUUAGUAGAUUUAUGAAUGUUGGUAAAAUUGCAGCACAAACAUGCAGAGUAGUGCGUAUAGCAGAAGUGGCAACAGGUGUACUGGCUGGUAUAUUUCUGGCUGUAGACGUCUUCUUCAUUGCCAUGGACGCAAAAGAAAUCCAUCACAUCAGACAGGCAAAGGCUUCAACAGCCUCUGACCACCCUACAUUGUCUUUCAGCCCACAGACGGAAGAUAACUCUUCCUCUGAAGAAAAAAUCAAAUCUGAAAUUAUGAGAUUUGUCAGAUCAAUCAGAAAGUCUGCAGAUGAGCUGCAAAAAGUUAUUGAUGGGCUGGAAAGAGAGAUUUCAUCAAUAACUUUGAAAGCCCCAAAUCUGGAAUAGUAUGGUGAAAAAUAAAAUGUUGCAUUUGGCAUCAUUGCACUCCUGUACAACAUCCUGACACGUGGUUAAAUUUUAGUGAACCAGGGAGUCAAAACUAAAGGGAGCCUUCAUCCUCCUCUAAUAAUUUUGGCUUGAGCUUCUUAAACCAUAUUUAUUUCCACAGUAAGUGUGAGAGGGAACAUUCAAAAUAUUUGCUUAAUUCCAACAUUGAGAUUAAAAAGUUGAUAGUUGGCUGAGCUUCACAAACUUAAGUAAAAUCCUUUGACUUUUACAUGCUUUCCCUUGUACUGUAACAUACUUUAGCUUGUACUUUUUUUUCUUUUUUUUGGGAGGGGGGUAAUAAAAAUAAUAAAAACCCUGAUUCCAAAAUAUCUUCACAUUCUGACCCUACAUUGUUCAAUCAUAGAAUAGAGCUGGUGUUUGAGUCACUUUUAUUGUAUUUUUCUGAUGCAGUGCAACAGUGAAAUAAAGAUGGUUGUUUUGAGGGCUUUAUUACUGUUAUGGGUGCUUUUAAUAAUUAUUUCUAAGGUGCUUAAUCAUAAAGUGUGAUAACAGAUAUGCUUAUGAUUCACAUGGAUUUAUGCAGUUAAUGAAUGUUGCCUUAAGAUUUGAAUAAAGACAAUCAGAUGGGAAUUGUACAUGGAAAAGAAGUUAAAAGAACUAUGGUGAAAGUUUUAAAAUGAAAUGUCAUGUUAUUUUCUGGUAAACUAUGGCUAAAAGAUAAAUACAUAGAUACAUAUUUGGAAUUGGAAAAUGUAAUUCUGACCUUGUGAUUAUGUUAAUAAAUAAUUAUAAUCGCUGAUAUAAUUUCCUUUCUUCUUGUG
Oryzias melastigma (Indian medaka) is the source of this 2847-nucleotide messenger RNA. Its product is annotated as serine/threonine-protein kinase Tao. Gene Ontology annotation, molecular function: ATP binding; protein kinase activity; lipid binding. Gene Ontology annotation, biological process: protein phosphorylation; lipoprotein metabolic process; lipid transport. The record is from RefSeq and is a predicted model, not a curated record. NCBI's taxonomy places the organism in Eukaryota, Metazoa, Chordata, Actinopteri, Beloniformes, Adrianichthyidae. Gene Ontology annotation, cellular component: extracellular region.